Molecule: messenger RNA, 543 nt
Organism: Eimeria maxima
Lineage: Eukaryota; Apicomplexa; Conoidasida; Eucoccidiorida; Eimeriidae
Product: exonuclease, putative
Exons: 8
Coding region: 1-543 (180 amino acids)
Molecular function (GO): 5'-flap endonuclease activity
Source: RefSeq, a predicted model, not a curated record
AUGUUUUCACCCAUGUGUCGAAUUGAGGUGAAGUCGGGGGAAGACGAGAAGCGCCAGAAGCGCAGGGAGACCGCCAGGCAAGAGGCUCUGGAGCUGCUGAAGCGCAAGCAACAAAACCUCCCUGUCGACUACAAGGAACUCAUGUCCAAAUGCUCCCAAAGCAUUUCAAUCACUCCUGCAAUGGUCGACAAAGUCAUCGCUGCCUGUAGAGAACUCGGAAUUCGGUGCAUUGUUGCCCCUUUUGAGGCGGACGCUCAGCUGGCCUACUUGUCUCGCACGAAUCAAAUUCACAGCGCCAUAUCCGAAGACAGCGACCUGUUGGCUUACGGCUGUAAGAGAGUGAUGCUGAAGAUGGAUAAAGAGGGAAAGUGUGAGGUGUUGCGCCUUCCUUUUCUCCAAGACGAGAACGACAACUGCAUCUCCGAGCUGCAGGCACACCUCAACAAGACCGCCAAACAAAUGGAACUUUUACGCAUCCUUAAGGGACUUAAUCACGAGAGAUUUGUGGCUAUGGAAUGGGAAUCGGAACAGCGUGCCGUUUGA